CCCCUGCCCGUUGCUGCCCCUCCCCUUGCCCCCUCAACUCCCCUGCCCCCCGUACACCCCAAGUCCCAUCCAACCGCCCCCACCCUCCCCCGGCUGCCCGUUUCCGCUCUCCACCCCCGCGACCGUGUGCGGCUUCCAACCGCCCAACGGUGGUGCGCACGGGGCGUUUCUUCGCAUGGGCAAGCCUCCCCGGGGGCCCCCCACCCCGCUGGGUCGUUCCCCCCGUCUCCCUGCCCUUAGUACCGCCGCGCUCUGCCCGUGCGUCACCCUCGCCCACGUCAUACCACCUCCCCCUUCUCCCUCCCCCGGCUUCUCCCUAUCAUCACCCGCAUGUUCCCCCACUCCCCUGUCCACAACGUCCCUCCUCCACCCCCCCUCCUACCUUCCCCACUCCCACUCUGCCCCCCACACCUCUACGAGCCGUACCUCCCCCUCCAGCCUUCCUUUCCCCCCCAGCUACUUCCGCAUCCAGCCCACCUACCCCAGCCUCCCUCUACCUCUCCCUAACUCCACACUGCCGGUCCUACCCCCAGCCAGGGUCUACACCCCUUGCUUUUGCUCCCUGUGCUGUGCCGUCCCCAACCUCCGUCCGCCCUUCCGCGGCACCAGACCGCCUCUCCCUCCCCCAACCAACCUCUGCACCCCCUGUUCCUGCUCCUUGUGCCUUCCAACACCCUACCCCAACCCCCCCCAGUCUCCCCCUUCUCCAACACCCCCCAUAUUUCCUCCCCCCUGGGGCUCGCCCAUCCGCAGCGCCUCCUUUCGGUGCCCUCUCGGCCCUCCCACGUUCUCACCCCCCGCCUUCCAACCUUCUCAUUACCCGCUACCAGGCUCACGCCAACUCGACUACCCACUACCCUUUGCCCCUUCCUCUCUGUUCCCCACCCUUCCUUCCCCACUUGGCUCCACCUGCCCACCCCCACCUCCCGUGGAAUUCUGCCCUGCCCUCCCCACCUCUGGCCCACCACCUGUCCCCACACCCUGCUCGCCCACCACUACAUCACCCCCGCCCCCCCACCUCCACUACAGCCCGCCAACACUUCCCCUCUCAACCGGCCCCCAGCCCGCCCCCCCCUUGGGCCCCAAUCCCCUCCAACCGUCAGGCCCCCUCUACCCUCUCUUCCACCCACUGCGCACCGCUUUCCCCACCCUUUUUCCAUCUUCCCAAGCUAACCCCCCGCACCCCGGCCUCUGCCAGGGAGUUCCUUCCCCCUUUGACGCCCUCUUGAGCCAACUCCAGCAACUCACACCGCCACCGCCAGGCAUGCUGCCUCUAUUACUUGUGAAAACACUUAAUCCUACUAGCACCCCCAAGCACAUAGAAGCGGGAGGGGGCAGAGCCAGGGGGGAACUUGCAGCUAACACUGCACGGGAAGGGGUAAGUGAAUGUGUGUGCGAAGGAGCAGCAGAGGCUGCAGAGGGUGGGGCAGCAAAGGCUGCACGGGAAGGGGCAAUGGGGGUUGUGGGGGAAGGGGCAGCAGAGGUUGCAGAGGAAAGGGCAGCAGAGGCUGCAAGGGAAGGGGCAGCAGCGGCUGCACGGGAAAGGGCGGCAGAGGCUGCACGGGAAGGGGCGGCAGGGACCGUGACUCUGGCCAGGCAAAGGGCAGAGGCCAUGGAGACAGGGGGAGGUGCUACGGGUGCAGCGGGGAAGGGGGUAACGGGGACUGGUGCGAGGGAGAGUGCUGCCCCGGCUGUAGCAAGAGAGGGUACGGCAGGGGCUAGAGUGGGAGAAGGGACAACAGUGGCCUCAAAGGUAGAAGGUGAGGCUGUAGCUGAAGCAGCAGGGAGGGCCAUAGCACGGCCAGUAGGGGCGGCAGGGGCCGCAGCAAACGCGGGGAAACACACAGCAGGGCCGGCAGAGACUGCAAAAGGGGCUAGCAGUAAAGCGGCAGCAGGCGGGGUGGGCUCGGAGGACAUAGGGGCAACAGGGGAAGGAGAGGUGAGUGUGGUCCCGACCGGGGUGGGCACUGAAGAGGGGGAUGUGAUAGCGAUAGAGGAGGAUGAGGGAGAGGAUGUGAUGCACAUUGACGGGCCACUGGCCCAAUACCUCACGCCUGACGGUGAGGCCGACCCGGCCCCCCUGCAGCCUCACGUCGAGGUUCCCCCUCUACCCCCCAUGCCCGUCCCCAUGCUAGCAGAAGGACCGAUGGAGGGGCUGGGGGAGACCUUGAGGACAGAGCCGCACGAGGGAGCCCCCAUCCUCACCUCCCGUCCUCCAGCCCACCCACCCCCAAGAGCACCACUUCCCCACCCCCACCCUCAGGUCCCGGUAGUAUCCAGGGGGGCAGCCAAGGCCCUGGCCUUCUUGGCGGAGCCGUGCUCCCCGACCCCCACGUUGCUCCAUGGCCAGCCCCCCUCUCCGUCCCCAACCCCUGACCCCACGGUUGCAGGCGGUCCACCGGGAGAGCACGCGGGUGCGACAAGAGCAGAGUCACCCGAGGGCACCCCUUCUCUCACCUCUCACCCCUCCCCGCCCCUUCCCUCACUCCUUCCCUCACCCCCAAGGGCAGCACACCUCUGCCCCCACCCUCAGGGGCUCCUUAGAGCACCACGUGGAGCAGCCAGGGCUCUGGCCUUCCUAGAGGAGCCAUGCUCCCCGACUCCUACCAACACCCAGCCACCCCCUACCGGCCCACUACCCCCCCCUCCACCAGGCCCCCCCCCACCCGGUAGUACACACAUCUCGGAGGUUGAAGCAUCUCUGCGGCCAAAUCCCUCUCCCACACGCUACAGGCACCCAAACCACCCGAGUCGCCGCACAGCCCCAACACGCCCACCCAACAGGCUGCCCCCCUCACACCACCCCCCCCAGGCAGCCGAGACCCACCCACAAGGGCUUGCGCCCCAGGCUCAUGGGAGCGGCGGCACCCGGGUAGAGGGGCCCACAGGAGAGGCCACCACAGAGCCCACACAAAUCUCUCUCCCCCCACCGCUUGUACCUCGCUCUAACCUCCACACUGGCCCAGCCCCUCGACCCCCACCUCCAACCCCCCCUCCCGGCCGGGUUCCCCACGAGUGGCCCCGUUGGGCAGCCAUCACCCCCCACACACAGCCUGCCCGAUCUGUUCCCACGGAGGGGGAUGUUUCGAGGAGAGAGGGGAUACACACAGAGCACCCCCCGCCUGGCGAACCACCCAUCCUCCCUCCACCCACCCCUUUGGCCCCACAGCCCCCCCUUCCUUCACAAACAGGCGCGGACAACCAGGUUGGCCGCCGGCGGAAGAACAGGGGCAGAGGAGGCAGAGGGUCAGCCCACGUACUCCCCCCUCCCUCCCUCCCCCACCAAGAGCCCCUCCCCACCCCACAUCCCGUUGAACCCUUACCAGGCCCUACCUCUACAGCCCGACCACCAAACCUACACUCCCGCCCCGCUCCUGCACCUCCACAGGGCCAUGGGAGCGGACCAGCCCACUCACCCCCAUUCUGCCCCUCUCGUGCUGUGUCCCCCUCCCAGGUGGCGGCGGCCGCGAUCGCUACUGGGAUGGAGGCCGUCGGGUUGAGGGAUGCGCCCAUGGAAGACGCCACCGACUCCCCCUCCCAUCCCUCCCACCCCUUCCAUGUCGACGACCCCCUACCGCAACCCAUGGUGAUUGGGGAGGGCCAAGGGGGCCUUCUAGGGCAGGGUCCACACCCGAGCUCCGCUCAGCCAGCAAGCCCCACCCCACCCUCUACCCUGCCAGCCCUCCUACUCUCACCUACAGGCAGGCAGGUCUUCGAGACCCCAGAGGAGGUGAGGGCUGGCAUUUCAGAUUUGCUGGCGAUACACCGCCCGAGCAGCUCUCCGGCUGCCCCCACCCUUCCAGUCCCACAGGACCGGACCCGGACGUAUGCGGAGGUCACCCGGUCUGUCCCUUCUUUUAUCCCCCCCGCCACUCAGCCAGGCGCGUCACUCCCGACCCCAAUGGAGACGGACCAGGUUCUGAGGCCGUGUCACGCGCACCUAGAUGGGGUGGCGCCUCCCCCCGUUCACCCCGUGGCGCAGGAGGUCACCAGCAGUAGGGAUGAGGCAUCCGCCCCUACCGAGACCCCUCCGCCUGGGGUAGCAGAGCCGUCACUUGAACCGCACCCCGCCGAGGGGCAGGAGCACACCACGGCACACACUUCAGGCUCACCUCCACGUCCCCCCUCCCCAGCUUCGACACCGGUACCGGUACGAGGCCCGGCCCUAUCCUGUGCGACACCACCUCUAUCUUCGCUGACACCCCCCAUGCACGGGGCUGGUGAGUCGUCUCCUCCCCUCAUCCCAGGCGAUCCUCUCGGAGCUCAGGCCGCCCACGGGGUCCCCUCUACAGCCAGUUCCGACGCCACGGCCCCGAUUGACCCCGCCGACACGGCGACAUCACCCGACCAGGUCGUGAGUUGCCCCACCUGCAGGAGCUCUCUCGCGAACCGACGCGCGCUCCAGCACCACAUUCCCUUCUGCCAUCCUGCGGACGCGGCUCGCAGGGCGCAGGCUGCCCAGGACACCGCCUCGAUCAUCCCUUCCCUCUCACAGCCCCGUGCGACCGGGAUACAGUUCACCGACGCACAGUGGCAGACGCUCGACUCGGUGGACUGGACAGAGUACUUCUCGCCCGAGCGUAUCCAUGCACGCCCUCUCCGACGUGUCCCGGAGAGGGUCCGCGGAGGAUAUCUCGACGUCCUCAGUGCGAUCCUAGUCCGCAUUGCCCAGGACCCGGAGGCUGCUGGCCCUACCUUCCUCCUCGCUGCAGCGCCGACUCUUUUCCUUGUUCCAGCGACGCCACCCGACCGCUCGCACACGGCUGCCAUUGCAACGCGCAUCUCCCGCUUUGGUCGAGGUGAGUGGGCUGAGCUAGUCUCAGAUGCACUAGGCCGUCGCACACCCCUUCCUCGGCGCACAGGUCACCGGUCACGCACCGCCACCGAUCCCUCUACAGCAGAUGAGCGCCGCAUUGCACGUUGUCUUCGUCUGGCAGCGUGCAAUGAGACCUCACGGGCGUGCGCGGCUCUCGAGUCCGCGGAGGCAGCCCCAGAUACACAGGGGACGAUACAGCGCCUGCAGUCGAAGCACCCCAACGCGGAGAGGCCGACCCCAGCUUGGCAGUCUGGCUUCCAGGGGUCCCCUCUCGUGCUCUCGUCGAACAUGGAUGUUCGGCCGAUUGCCAUCGGCGAGGUUUUGGUCCGCAUUCUUUCUCGUGCAGUCUGUCUCCAGCUACGUGACCAGAUGGCGAGGGUCUUCUUGGCGUCACAGCAGUUUGGGGUGGGGGUUACGUGCGGGACAGAGGUCGUAGUUAGAGGCGUCCGCCGUGCUUUGGCUGACCACCCAGACUGGGUGGUCCUGCAGCUAGACGUGGCGAAUGCCUUUAACUCCUUCCACCGAGACUGGAUGUUCCAGGCGUUGCAGGCCAGCCCGGAGUUUCAGUGCCUGAUCCCUUUCAUCGGCCUCUUCUACGGGACGCCCUCGGAUCUCCACUACAGGUCAGGCACGGGAGUGGUCACGAUGCACUCGGAGCGGGGCACUCGCCAGGGAGACCCUCUCAGCCCCUUCUUGUACGCUCUGACACAGCGUCUUGCUUUGGAGCCGGUUCUGGUGGAGGGGGAUGUCCAGCUCUGGUCGUACGCCGAUGACACGUACGUGCUAGGUCCCCCAGACAGGGUGCUGCACCACUUUGCCGAGAUCGUGAGGCGCUUGGGCGAGAUGGGCCUUGCAGCCCAGCCGCACAAGUGCCUCGUCUACCAGACAGAGUCCUUUCUGUCCAGGGAUCUGGAGGCCUUCACGGGCCUAGGGAUCGAGGUCGCACGCCGAGGGCUCACCGUGACAGGCGUACCGAUAGGCACCGUUUCGUUCGUGGAGCAGAGUCUCCCGGAUCGUCUCGAGAGGAUGGGGCGGGUGCUACCUUGGCUUCCGAGGUUGCGCCAGCCCCAGACAGCUGCCCGCCUUCUGUCGGCGUGUGUCAGCACUCGUCCGCAGUACCUGUCGAGGACCGUCCCUCCUUCGCCCGCAGUGAUCUCUAGUUUUACACGGUGGGACGCACGCCUGGGAGAGACAUUUCAGCAGCUUUUAGCUUCAGGGACCUGGGCUUGUCGCGAGGACGUCCGAGAGGCCGCCCUAGACCAGAUCUUCCUCCCCAUCCGUCUCGGGGGUUUUGGCAUUCGUCGCAUGGCACGCAUCGCCCCGGUGAGUUUCGUGUGCUCCUGGGUGCAGUGUGCUCCCAUUCUCUGUUCUCUCCCUGCGUGUGGCGAGGUGUUUCGGCAGAGCUUCACUUCAGGUGAGCCAGAGCAGAUCGACCGGGCUCUGCAGACGGCGCUAGAGGGUCUCCCACCCGACGUUCUCUCUCUCCUUCCCCCCUGGCCCUCUUGCGCUUCUGCCUCCCCCGAUUCCCUUUUUGCAGGAGCGAGCCGUCUUCUGGAGGCGCAUGCCUUGGAGGCCGUGCGUGCCCGUCACGCCUCUCCCUUGCACCUUGCCCGUUUGACUUCCCUUCAGGGCGGAGGUGCAGGGGCGUGGUUGACGUCGGUGCCGUACGCUGACCCACUGCGCAUCCCGGAGGCGCUGUGGCAGGCGGCUUCAUCUUCUCGUCUCGGUCUCCCUAUCCCCCAGUUAGCCCUUGCAGGUCAGUGCUCCUGCGGACAGGCGAUUGACGACAUGACGGUGCCUCAUCACGCGGUUCGGUGCCCGCGCUACGGGGUCGCCACUACCAUCCACGACACGGUGAAGUACAUGCUUCGAGACUUUGCGGUCGAGGCGGGCUUCGCGGUAAAGGUGGAGGACUCUACGCUGUUCACACAGUUGGAGGCGGCUCGAGCGAGACUACUGGGACAGCCAGUGGUGGGAGAGGGGACGCGGGCUGAGGGACCGGGGGAGCAGAGAGGCGAGGCGGGACAGCCGGGUGGCGGGGGACAGUGGGGACAGCACCAGCUGCGGGGUCAGGUGGAGCGAGGGAUAGGUGGGCGGAGGGGACGGCAGGGGGAGCAGACGGGCCAGGACGGGGAGGGGAGACGGCACAGGCAGCAGCAGGAGAGCCAGGGGAGGCCGCGGGCCCAGGGCGCCGCGCCUCCAGGUUCGGCCUCGGAGGAGGGGCAGGGGCGGGAGCAGCAGAGAGCGGACGGAGGUACAGGAGGGGCAGCGGGAUUGGGAGGGGAGGGCCAGGGAGUGAGAGAGGCAGCAGGGGAUGGAGCAGGGGGGUCGGGAGGGUUGGGGGAGGGUAGAGAGGGGGAGGGGAGAGGACAGGUGGAUGGAGGAGAGGAGAGGGGGAGAGAGACGAUCGGAGAGGAGGCACCAAGGGACCAGACAGGGCAGCAGCCAGCGCAACAGCAGGGACCAGUCGGACGCACAGGCCGUGUAGGCACCGCCUCCCGCAUCCCAGACCUCACCUGCCGCGACGUUGGCCAGGGUCUGAUGGUUCUUGUGGAUGUCUCCAUAGCGGAUCCACAGCGGGAGGGGAACGUGCAGCUGAGACGGGCGACCCCCACACAGAUUGGAGUGGCAGCAGCUAGGCGGGUGCAGGAGAAGCUGCGGCACUGGGGGCCGCACUUAGAGGGGCUGCAGCCGGCACCACACUUUUACGCGUGCGUGGCGGAGACCUUUGGCCUUCUGAGUGAGCCGCUACGUCAGUUUCUGGGGCUCUGCGCAAAGAGGAUAGCACAGCGGAGGAGGGAUAGAGGUGGGGGGGAUGACGGAUCGGCACGGAUAUUUGAGGCAGGACUCACUACACGCCUCUCCGUUGCACUGCAGCGCGCGCAGGCUCAAUGCAUGAUCCAGCAUGCGGUGCGGCAGUUAGGGGGAUCCGACGACGGGUGGAUGCCCGCACCAGUCCCACUGGGUGCGGGGCAGGGUACUUGGCACCACGUCACAGGUCACACCCCCUGCCCCCUCAUGCCAUCCGCUCCCCCCGCCCCUACCCUCCGCGUGCCCGCUCCCUUGCCGCCUCUUUUGACCCUCCCUGCCCCCCCUCGCCGUUUCCCACCGCCCGCCAUUCGCUCCUCCCCGCCCGUGCGCUCCCCUCCUUUACCUUCUCCUCCCCCCUCCCCUCCUCUGCUGCACGCCUCUUCCUUCCCCUCGCCGACCCACUCCACUCCCUGCCCCUCCUCAAUCCGCACCCUGCCCCUCGUAUCUCGCCCCCCUAUGCUUGGUUUCUCCCCUCCCUGCCCCUCGCCGCCUUUCCCCGCUCCCCACCUCCCCCCUCUCCCUGCCCCCCCCACUCUCCCCCCCCCUUGUCCUUGGCUUCCUACCUCCCUGCCUCACCUUUCCCCCCUCCGUGUGCUCAGCUUCUCCCCUCCCUGCCCCUCCCUCCUCCCCGCCCUGCCCCUCAUUUUCCGCCCCCCCCCCCCCCCACGCCCGGUUUCUCCCCUCCCCGCGCCUCCCUUUCUUUCUCCGUGCCUCUCCUUUGCUCCCUCCCUGCCCCCGCCUGCCCAUGCCCCUGUCUUUGGCUUCUCCCCUCCCUGCCCCACGUUUCUUCCCUCCCUGCCCCCCGUCUGCCCCUCCCUUGUUUUCCCCUCACCCAUUGCUUCUCUCCUCCCUGCCCUUGAUUUCCCACACCCCUGCCCUCGUUUCCUAUCAUCCAUGCCCCUCGUUUCCCCCCUUUGUACGUUCAGCCUCUUCCCUCCCUGCCCCUCCCUUCCUCCCCCCCUGCCCUUUGCUCUCCCCUCCCCCUGCCCGUUGCUGCCCCUCCCCUUGCCCCCUCAACUCCCCUGCCCCCCGUACACCCCAAGUCCCAUCCAACCGCCCCCACCCUCCCCCGGCUGCCCGUUUCCGCUCUCCACCCCCGCGACCGUGUGCGGCUUCCAACCGCCCAACGGUGGUGCGCACGGGGCUCACACCCCCUGCCCCCUCAUGCCAUCCGCUCCCCCCGCCCCUACCCUCCGCGUGCCCGCUCCCUUGCCGCCUCUUUUGACCCUCCCUGCCCCCCCUCGCCGUUUCCCACCGCCCGCCAUUCGCUCCUCCCCGCCCGUGCGCUCCCCUCCUUUACCUUCUCCUCCCCCCUCCCCUCCUCUGCUGCACGCCUCUUCCUUCCCCUCGCCGACCCACUCCACUCCCUGCCCCUCCUCAAUCCGCACCCUGCCCCUCGUAUCUCGCCCCCCUAUGCUUGGUUUCUCCCCUCCCUGCCCCUCGCCGCCUUUCCCCGCUCCCCACCUCCCCCCUCUCCCUGCCCCCCCCACUCUCCCCCCCCCUUGUCCUUGGCUUCCUACCUCCCUGCCUCACCUUUCCCCCCUCCGUGUGCUCAGCUUCUCCCCUCCCUGCCCCUCCCUCCUCCCCGCCCUGCCCCUCAUUUUCCGCCCCCCCCCCCCCCCACGCCCGGUUUCUCCCCUCCCCGCGCCUCCCUUUCUUUCUCCGUGCCUCUCCUUUGCUCCCUCCCUGCCCCCGCCUGCCCAUGCCCCUGUCUUUGGCUUCUCCCCUCCCUGCCCCACGUUUCUUCCCUCCCUGCCCCCCGUCUGCCCCUCCCUUGUUUUCCCCUCACCCAUUGCUUCUCUCCUCCCUGCCCUUGAUUUCCCACACCCCUGCCCUCGUUUCCUAUCAUCCAUGCCCCUCGUUUCCCCCCUUUGUACGUUCAGCCUCUUCCCUCCCUGCCCCUCCCUUCCUCCCCCCCUGCCCUUUGCUCUCCCCUCCCCCUGCCCGUUGCUGCCCCUCCCCUUGCCCCCUCAACUCCCCUGCCCCCCGUACACCCCAAGUCCCAUCCAACCGCCCCCACCCUCCCCCGGCUGCCCGUUUCCGCUCUCCACCCCCGCGACCGUGUGCGGCUUCCAACCGCCCAACGGUGGUGCGCACGGGGCGUUUCUUCGCAUGGGCAAGCCUCCCCGGGGGCCCCCCACCCCGCUGGGUCGUUCCCAGUACUGCUCUCGCCCACCGGAAGGAGAGGUGAGUGUGGUCCCGACCGGGGUGGGCACUGAAGAGGGGGAUGUGAUAGCGAUAGAGGAGGAUGAGGGAGAGGAUGUGAUGCACAUUGACGGGCCACUGGCCCAAUACCUCACGCCUGACGGUGAGGCCGACCCGGCCCCCCUGCAGCCUCACGUCGAGGUUCCCCCUCUACCCCCCAUGCCCGUCCCCAUGCUAGCAGAAGGACCGAUGGAGGGGCUGGGGGAGACCUUGAGGACAGAGCCGCACGAGGGAGCCCCCAUCCUCACCUCCCGUCCUCCAGCCCACCCACCCCCAAGAGCACCACUUCCCCACCCCCACCCUCAGGUCCCGGUAGUAUCCAGGGGGGCAGCCAAGGCCCUGGCCUUCUUGGCGGAGCCGUGCUCCCCGACCCCCACGUUGCUCCAUGGCCAGCCCCCCUCUCCGUCCCCAACCCCUGACCCCACGGUUGCAGGCGGUCCACCGGGAGAGCACGCGGCACACCUCUGCCCCCACCCUCAGGGGCUCCUUAGAGCACCACGUGGAGCAGCCAGGGCUCUGGCCUUCCUAGAGGAGCCAUGCUCCCCGACUCCUACCAACACCCAGCCACCCCCUACCGGCCCACUACCCCCCCCUCCACCAGGCCCCCCCCCACCCGGUAGUACACACAUCUCGGAGGUUGAAGCAUCUCUGCGGCCAAAUCCCUCUCCCACACGCUACAGGCACCCAAACCACCCGAGUCGCCGCACAGCCCCAACACGCCCACCCAACAGGCUGCCCCCCUCACACCACCCCCCCCAGGCAGCCGAGACCCACCCACAAGGGCUUGCGCCCCAGGCUCAUGGGAGCGGCGGCACCCGGGUAGAGGGGCCCACAGGAGAGGCCACCACAGAGCCCACACAAAUCUCUCUCCCCCCACCGCUUGUACCUCGCUCUAACCUCCACACUGGCCCAGCCCCUCGACCCCCACCUCCAACCCCCCCUCCCGGCCGGGUUCCCCACGAGUGGCCCCGUUGGGCAGCCAUCACCCCCCACACACAGCCUGCCCGAUCUGUUCCCACGGAGGGGGAUGUUUCGAGGAGAGAGGGGAUACACACAGAGCACCCCCCGCCUGGCGAACCACCCAUCCUCCCUCCACCCACCCCUUUGGCCCCACAGCCCCCCCUUCCUUCACAAACAGGCGCGGACAACCAGGUUGGCCGCCGGCGGAAGAACAGGGGCAGAGGAGGCAGAGGGUCAGCCCACGUACUCCCCCCUCCCUCCCUCCCCCACCAAGAGCCCCUCCCCACCCCACAUCCCGUUGAACCCUUACCAGGCCCUACCUCUACAGCCCGACCACCAAACCUACACUCCCGCCCCGCUCCUGCACCUCCACAGGGCCAUGGGAGCGGACCAGCCCACUCACCCCCAUUCUGCCCCUCUCGUGCUGUGUCCCCCUCCCAGGUGGCGGCGGCCGCGAUCGCUACUGGGAUGGAGGCCGUCGGGUUGAGGGAUGCGCCCAUGGAAGACGCCACCGACUCCCCCUCCCAUCCCUCCCACCCCUUCCAUGUCGACGACCCCCUACCGCAACCCAUGGUGAUUGGGGAGGGCCAAGGGGGCCUUCUAGGGCAGGGUCCACACCCGAGCUCCGCUCAGCCAGCAAGCCCCACCCCACCCUCUACCCUGCCAGCCCUCCUACUCUCACCUACAGGCAGGCAGGUCUUCGAGACCCCAGAGGAGGUGAGGGCUGGCAUUUCAGAUUUGCUGGCGAUACACCGCCCGAGCAGCUCUCCGGCUGCCCCCACCCUUCCAGUCCCACAGGACCGGACCCGGACGUAUGCGGAGGUCACCCGGUCUGUCCCUUCUUUUAUCCCCCCCGCCACUCAGCCAGGCGCGUCACUCCCGACCCCAAUGGAGACGGACCAGGUUCUGAGGCCGUGUCACGCGCACCUAGAUGGGGUGGCGCCUCCCCCCGUUCACCCCGUGGCGCAGGAGGUCACCAGCAGUAGGGAUGAGGCAUCCGCCCCUACCGAGACCCCUCCGCCUGGGGUAGCAGAGCCGUCACUUGAACCGCACCCCGCCGAGGGGCAGGAGCACACCACGGCACACACUUCAGGCUCACCUCCACGUCCCCCCUCCCCAGCUUCGACACCGGUACCGGUACGAGGCCCGGCCCUAUCCUGUGCGACACCACCUCUAUCUUCGCUGACACCCCCCAUGCACGGGGCUGGUGAGUCGUCUCCUCCCCUCAUCCCAGGCGAUCCUCUCGGAGCUCAGGCCGCCCACGGGGUCCCCUCUACAGCCAGUUCCGACGCCACGGCCCCGAUUGACCCCGCCGACACGGCGACAUCACCCGACCAGGUCGUGAGUUGCCCCACCUGCAGGAGCUCUCUCGCGAACCGACGCGCGCUCCAGCACCACAUUCCCUUCUGCCAUCCUGCGGACGCGGCUCGCAGGGCGCAGGCUGCCCAGGACACCGCCUCGAUCAUCCCUUCCCUCUCACAGCCCCGUGCGACCGGGAUACAGUUCACCGACGCACAGUGGCAGACGCUCGACUCGGUGGACUGGACAGAGUACUUCUCGCCCGAGCGUAUCCAUGCACGCCCUCUCCGACGUGUCCCGGAGAGGGUCCGCGGAGGAUAUCUCGACGUCCUCAGUGCGAUCCUAGUCCGCAUUGCCCAGGACCCGGAGGCUGCUGGCCCUACCUUCCUCCUCGCUGCAGCGCCGACUCUUUUCCUUGUUCCAGCGACGCCACCCGACCGCUCGCACACGGCUGCCAUUGCAACGCGCAUCUCCCGCUUUGGUCGAGGUGAGUGGGCUGAGCUAGUCUCAGAUGCACUAGGCCGUCGCACACCCCUUCCUCGGCGCACAGGUCACCGGUCACGCACCGCCACCGAUCCCUCUACAGCAGAUGAGCGCCGCAUUGCACGUUGUCUUCGUCUGGCAGCGUGCAAUGAGACCUCACGGGCGUGCGCGGCUCUCGAGUCCGCGGAGGCAGCCCCAGAUACACAGGGGACGAUACAGCGCCUGCAGUCGAAGCACCCCAACGCGGAGAGGCCGACCCCAGCUUGGCAGUCUGGCUUCCAGGGGUCCCCUCUCGUGCUCUCGGUGGAUCACUUACGCCGCGCGAUUUUCACAGCUCCGCGGGGCUCUUCGGGAGGACCGUCCGGUUGGGUCGCUGAGCACCUGCGAGACACUUUCCUAGCUUUCCCUCAGAGUCUCCAUUUCCUCCUGGCCGUGUACCAGCAGUGGCUCCGAGGCCGUUGCGCUCCAGCUACGCGCUCCUUGCUAGCGUCUUCCACCCUUGUGGCUCUGGCGAAGUCGAACAUGGAUGUUCGGCCGAUUGCCAUCGGCGAGGUUUUGGUCCGCAUUCUUUCUCGUGCAGUCUGUCUCCAGCUACGUGACCAGAUGGCGAGGGUCUUCUUGGCGUCACAGCAGUUUGGGGUGGGGGUUACGUGCGGGACAGAGGUCGUAGUUAGAGGCGUCCGCCGUGCUUUGGCUGACCACCCAGACUGGGUGGUCCUGCAGCUAGACGUGGCGAAUGCCUUUAACUCCUUCCACCGAGACUGGAUGUUCCAGGCGUUGCAGGCCAGCCCGGAGUUUCAGUGCCUGAUCCCUUUCAUCGGCCUCUUCUACGGGACGCCCUCGGAUCUCCACUACAGGUCAGGCACGGGAGUGGUCACGAUGCACUCGGAGCGGGGCACUCGCCAGGGAGACCCUCUCAGCCCCUUCUUGUACGCUCUGACACAGCGUCUUGCUUUGGAGCCGGUUCUGGUGGAGGGGGAUGUCCAGCUCUGGUCGUACGCCGAUGACACGUACGUGCUAGGUCCCCCAGACAGGGUGCUGCACCACUUUGCCGAGAUCGUGAGGCGCUUGGGCGAGAUGGGCCUUGCAGCCCAGCCGCACAAGUGCCUCGUCUACCAGACAGAGUCCUUUCUGUCCAGGGAUCUGGAGGCCUUCACGGGCCUAGGGAUCGAGGUCGCACGCCGAGGGCUCACCGUGACAGGCGUACCGAUAGGCACCGUUUCGUUCGUGGAGCAGAGUCUCCCGGAUCGUCUCGAGAGGAUGGGGCGGGUGCUACCUUGGCUUCCGAGGUUGCGCCAGCCCCAGACAGCUGCCCGCCUUCUGUCGGCGUGUGUCAGCACUCGUCCGCAGUACCUGUCGAGGACCGUCCCUCCUUCGCCCGCAGUGAUCUCUAGUUUUACACGGUGGGACGCACGCCUGGGAGAGACAUUUCAGCAGCUUUUAGCUUCAGGGACCUGGGCUUGUCGCGAGGACGUCCGAGAGGCCGCCCUAGACCAGAUCUUCCUCCCCAUCCGUCUCGGGGGUUUUGGCAUUCGUCGCAUGGCACGCAUCGCCCCGGUGAGUUUCGUGUGCUCCUGGGUGCAGUGUGCUCCCAUUCUCUGUUCUCUCCCUGCGUGUGGCGAGGUGUUUCGGCAGAGCUUCACUUCAGGUGAGCCAGAGCAGAUCGACCGGGCUCUGCAGACGGCGCUAGAGGGUCUCCCACCCGACGUUCUCUCUCUCCUUCCCCCCUGGCCCUCUUGCGCUUCUGCCUCCCCCGAUUCCCUUUUUGCAGGAGCGAGCCGUCUUCUGGAGGCGCAUGCCUUGGAGGCCGUGCGUGCCCGUCACGCCUCUCCCUUGCACCUUGCCCGUUUGACUUCCCUUCAGGGCGGAGGUGCAGGGGCGUGGUUGACGUCGGUGCCGUACGCUGACCCACUGCGCAUCCCGGAGGCGCUGUGGCAGGCGGCUUCAUCUUCUCGUCUCGGUCUCCCUAUCCCCCAGUUAGCCCUUGCAGGUCAGUGCUCCUGCGGACAGGCGAUUGACGACAUGACGGUGCCUCAUCACGCGGUUCGGUGCCCGCGCUACGGGGUCGCCACUACCAUCCACGACACGGUGAAGUACAUGCUUCGAGACUUUGCGGUCGAGGCGGGCUUCGCGGUAAAGGUGGAGGACUCUACGCUGUUCACACAGUUGGAGGCGGCUCGAGCGAGACUACUGGGACAGCCAGUGGUGGGAGAGGGGACGCGGGCUGAGGGACCGGGGGAGCAGAGAGGCGAGGCGGGACAGCCGGGUGGCGGGGGACAGUGGGGACAGCACCAGCUGCGGGGUCAGGUGGAGCGAGGGAUAGGUGGGCGGAGGGGACGGCAGGGGGAGCAGACGGGCCAGGACGGGGAGGGGAGACGGCACAGGCAGCAGCAGGAGAGCCAGGGGAGGCCGCGGGCCCAGGGCGCCGCGCCUCCAGGUUCGGCCUCGGAGGAGGGGCAGGGGCGGGAGCAGCAGAGAGCGGACGGAGGUACAGGAGGGGCAGCGGGAUUGGGAGGGGAGGGCCAGGGAGUGAGAGAGGCAGCAGGGGAUGGAGCAGGGGGGUCGGGAGGGUUGGGGGAGGGUAGAGAGGGGGAGGGGAGAGGACAGGUGGAUGGAGGAGAGGAGAGGGGGAGAGAGACGAUCGGAGAGGAGGCACCAAGGGACCAGACAGGGCAGCAGCCAGCGCAACAGCAGGGACCAGUCGGACGCACAGGCCGUGUAGGCACCGCCUCCCGCAUCCCAGACCUCACCUGCCGCGACGUUGGCCAGGGUCUGAUGGUUCUUGUGGAUGUCUCCAUAGCGGAUCCACAGCGGGAGGGGAACGUGCAGCUGAGACGGGCGACCCCCACACAGAUUGGAGUGGCAGCAGCUAGGCGGGUGCAGGAGAAGCUGCGGCACUGGGGGCCGCACUUAGAGGGGCUGCAGCCGGCACCACACUUUUACGCGUGCGUGGCGGAGACCUUUGGCCUUCUGAGUGAGCCGCUACGUCAGUUUCUGGGGCUCUGCGCAAAGAGGAUAGCACAGCGGAGGAGGGAUAGAGGUGGGGGGGAUGACGGAUCGGCACGGAUAUUUGAGGCAGGACUCACUACACGCCUCUCCGUUGCACUGCAGCGCGCGCAGGCUCAAUGCAUGAUCCAGCAUGCGGUGCGGCAGUUAGGGGGAUCCGACGACGGGUGGAUGCCCGCACCAGUCCCACUGGGUGCGGGGCAGGGUACUUGGCACCACGUCACAGGUCACACCCCCUGCCCCCUCAUGCCAUCCGCUCCCCCCGCCCCUACCCUCCGCGUGCCCGCUCCCUUGCCGCCUCUUUUGACCCUCCCUGCCCCCCCUCGCCGUUUCCCACCGCCCGCCAUUCGCUCCUCCCCGCCCGUGCGCUCCCCUCCUUUACCUUCUCCUCCCCCCUCCCCUCCUCUGCUGCACGCCUCUUCCUUCCCCUCGCCGACCCACUCCACUCCCUGCCCCUCCUCAAUCCGCACCCUGCCCCUCGUAUCUCGCCCCCCUAUGCUUGGUUUCUCCCCUCCCUGCCCCUCGCCGCCUUUCCCCGCUCCCCACCUCCCCCCUCUCCCUGCCCCCCCCACUCUCCCCCCCCCUUGUCCUUGGCUUCCUACCUCCCUGCCUCACCUUUCCCCCCUCCGUGUGCUCAGCUUCUCCCCUCCCUGCCCCUCCCUCCUCCCCGCCCUGCCCCUCAUUUUCCGCCCCCCCCCCCCCCCACGCCCGGUUUCUCCCCUCCCCGCGCCUCCCUUUCUUUCUCCGUGCCUCUCCUUUGCUCCCUCCCUGCCCCCGCCUGCCCAUGCCCCUGUCUUUGGCUUCUCCUCUCCCUGCCCCACGUUUCUUCCCUCCCUGCCCCCCGUCUGCCCCUCCCUUGUUUUCCCCUCACCCAUUGCUUCUCUCCUCCCUGCCCUUGAUUUCCCACACCCCUGCCCUCGUUUCCUAUCAUCCAUGCCCCUCGUUUCCCCCCUUUGUACGUUCAGCCUCUUCCCUCCCUGCCCCUCCCUUCCUCCCCCCCUGCCCUUUGCUCUCCCCUCGUUACGCUCCCUUCUCCCCAUCCCUGCUGCCCUCUUACCACCAUCAGCCCAUCCCCACGACCAGCCCCCCUCCCACCCUUCAAUCCCCCCCUCCCUCUCUCUCUCUCUCUCUCUCUCUUUCUCACACACACACACACACGCACACUCCCCUCCCCCACCCCCCCCCACCUACAUCCUCCCAUUCUGCCCCUCCCUGCCCCUUUCCCACCCCCUCGCACGCCCCUCACCUCCCACCUCCGUGCAACUGGUUUCCCCCCUAUGGUGCCACCCUUGCAUCGCUCGCCCCUCUGCUCACCCUCUGCCCGCCCCUUUUCCGUGCCCUCAGUUGGCCCAGCCCCUGCCCGUUGCUGCCCCUCCCCUUGCCCCCUCAACUCCCCUGCCCCCCGUACACCCCAAGUCCCAUCCAACCGCCCCCACCCUCCCCCGGCUGCCCGUUUCCGCUCUGCACCCCCGCGACCGUGUGCGGCUUCCAACCGCCCAACGGUGGUGCGCACGGGGCCAUUACCGCCCCUCUCCCCUUAUCCCCCACCACGCCCUCAAGCAGGCCUUUCUCCCCCCAGCCCCCCGUCUCCGUGCCCUUAGUACCGCCGCGCUCCGCCCGUGCGUCACCCUCGCCCACUUCAUACCACCUCCCCCUUCUCCCCCCCCCCCCCGGCUUCUCCCUAUCAUCACCCGCAUGUUCCCCCACUCCACUGUCCACAACGUCCCUCCUCCACCCCCCCUCCUGCCUUCCCCACUCCCACUCUGCCCCCCACACCUCUACGAGCCGUCCCUCCCCCUCCAGCCUCCCUUUUCCCCCCCAGCUACUUCCGCAUCCAGCCCACCUACCCCAGCCUCCCUCUACCUCUCCCUAACUCCACACUGCCGUUCCUACCCCCAGCCAGGGUCUACACCCCUUGCUUUUGCUCCCUGCGCUGUGCCGUCCCCAACCUCCGUCCGCCUUUCCGCGGCACCAGACCGCCUCUCCCUCCCCCAGCCAACCUCUGCACCCCCUGUUCCUGCCCCUGGUGCCUUCCAACACCCUACCCCAACCCCCCCCAGUCUCCCCCUUCUCCAACACCCUCCAUAUUUCCUCCCCCCUGGGGCUCGCCCAUCCGCAGUCAUCACCCUUCAUCAAUUCCCCAAUUCCCUCUGUCCCCUGUUUCCCGGCCCCGCAUCCUAUUCUGCAUUUACCACAGCGCCUCCUUUCGGUGCCCUCUCGGCUCUCCCACGUGACAGCGGGGACGGCACCCAUGCAUGCCAAGUGGAGAGAUCCCCCAACUCACUCGCUACUUCCCAUUCGCAAACCAGAUUACUUGUGAAAACACUUAAUCCUACUAGCACCCCCAAGCACAUAGAAGCGGGAGGGGGCAGAGCCAGGGGGGAACUUGCAGCUAACACUGCACGGGAAGGGGUAAGUGAAUGUGUGUGCGAAGGAGCAGCAGAGGCUGCAGAGGGUGGGGCAGCAAAGGCUGCACGGGAAGGGGCAAUGGGGGUUGUGGGGGAAGGGGCAGCAGAGGUUGCAGAGGAAAGGGCAGCAGAGGCUGCAAGGGAAGGGGCAGCAGCGGCUGCACGGGAAAGGGCGGCAGAGGCUGCACGGGAAGGGGCGGCAGGGAGCGUGACUCUAGCCAGGCAAAGGGCAGAGGCCAUGGAGACAGGGGGAGGUGCUACGGGUGCAGCGGGGAAGGGGGUAACGGGGACUGGUGCGAGGGAGAGUGCUGCCUCGGUUGUAGCAAGAGAGGGUACGGCAGGGGCUAGAGUGGGAGAAGGGACAGCAGUGGCCUCAAAGGCAGAAGGUGAGGCUGCAGCUGAAGCAGCAGGGAGGGCCAUAGCACGGCCAGUAGGGGCGGCAGGGCCCGCAGCAAACGCGGGGAAACACACAGCAGGGCCGGCAGAGACUGCAAAAGGGGCUAGCAGUAAAGCGGCAGCAGGCGGGGUGGGCUCGGGGGACAUAGGGGCAACAGGGGAAGGAGAGGUGAGUGUGGUCCCGACCGGGGUGGGCACGGAAGAGGGGGAUGUGAUAGUGAUAGAGGAGGAUGAGGGAGAGGAUGUGAUGCACAUUGACGGGCCACUGGCCCAAUACCUCACGCCUGACGGUGAGGCCGACCCGGCCCCCCUGCAGCCUCACGUCGAGGUUCCCCCUCUACCCCCCAUGCCCGUCCACAUGCUAGCAGAAGGACCGAUGGAGGGGCUGGGGGAGACCUUGAGGACAGAGCCGCACGAGGGAGCCCCCAUCCUCACCUCCCAUCCUCCAGCCCACCCACCCCCAGGAGCACCAUUUCCCCACCCCCACCCUCAGGUCCCGGUAGUAUCCAGGGGGGCAGCCAAGGCCCUGGCCUUCUUGGCGGAGCCGUGCUCCCCGACCCCCACGUUGCUCCAUGGCCAGCCCCCCUCUCCGUCCCCAACCCCUGACCCCACGGUUGCAGGCGGUCCACCGGGAGAGCACGCGGGUGCGACAAGAGCAGAGUCACCCGAGGGCACCCCUUCUCUCACCUCUCACCCCUCCCCGCCCCUUCCCUCACUCCUCCCCUCACCCCCAAGGGCAGCACACCUCUGCCCCCACCCUCAGGGGCUCCUUAGAGCACCACGUGGAGCAGCCAGGGCUCUGGCCUUCCUAGAGGAGCCAUGCUCCCCGACCCCUACCAACACCCAGCCACCCCCUACCGGCCCACUACCCCCCCCUCCACCAGGCCCCCCCCCACCCGGUAGUACACACAUCUCGGAGGUUGAAGCAUCUCUGCGGCCAAAUCCCUCUCCCACACGCUACAGGCACCCAAACCACCCGAGUCGCCGCACAGCCCCAACACGCCCACCCAACAGGCUGCCCCCCUCACACCACCCCCCCCAGGCAGCCGAGACCCACCCGCAAGGGCUUGCGCCCCAGGCUCAUGGGAGCGGCGGCACCCGGGUAGAGGGGCCCACAGGAGAGGCCACCACAGAGCCCACACAAACCCCUCUCCCCCCACCGUUUGUACCUCGCUCUAACCUCCACACUGGCCCAGCCCCUCGACCCCCACCUUCAACCCCCCCUCCCGGCCGGGUUCCCCACGAGUGGCCCCGUUGGGCAGCCAUCACCCCCCACACACAGCCUGCCCGAUCUGUCCCCACGGAGGGGGAUGUCUCGAGGAGAGAGGGGAUGCACACAGAGCACCCCCCGCCCGGCGAACCACCCAUCCUCCCUCCAACCACCCCUUUGGCCCCACAGCCCCCCCUUCCUUCACAAACAGGCGCAGACAACCAGGUUGGCCGCCGGCGGAAGAACAGGGGCAGAGGAGGCAGAGGGUCAGCCCACGUACUCCCCCCUCCCUCCCUCCCCCACCAAGAGCCCCUCCCCACCCCGCAUCCCGUUGAACCCUUACCAGGCCCUACCGCUACAGCCCGACCACCAAACCCACACUCCCGCCCCGCUCCUGCACCUCCACAGGGCCAUGGGAGCGGACCAGCCCACUCUCCCCCAUUCUGCCCCUCCCUUGCUGUGUCCCCCUCCCAGGUGGCGGCGGCCGCGAUCGCUACGGGGAUGGAGGCCGUCGGGUUGAGGGAUGCGCCCAUGGAAGACGCCACCGACUCCCCCUCCCAUCCCUCCCACCCCUUCCAUGUCGACGACCCCCUACCGCAACCCAUGGUGAUUGGGGAGGGCCAAGGGGGCCUUCUAGGGCAGGGUCCACACCCGAGCUCCGCUCAGCCAGCAAGCCCCACUCCACCCUCUACCCUGCCAGCCCUCCUACUCUCACCUACAGGCAGGCAGGUCUUCGAGACCCCAGAGGAGGUGAGGGCUGGCAUUUCAGAUUUGCUGGCGAUACACCGCCCGAGCAGCUCUCCGGCUGCCCCCACCCUUCCAGUCCCACAGGACCGGACCCGGACGUAUGCGGAAGUCACCCGGUCUGUCCCUUCUUUUAUCCCCCCCGCCACUCAGCCAGGCGCGUCACUCCCGACCCCAAUGGAGACGGACCGGGUUCUGAGGCCGUGUCACGCGCACCUAGAGGGGGUGGCGCCUCCCCCCGUUCAGCCCGUGGCGCAGGAGGUCACCAGCAGUAGGGAUGAGGCAUCCGCCCCUACCGAGACCCCUCCGCCUGGGGUAGCAGAGCCGUCACUUGAACCGCACCCCGCCGAGGGGCAGGAGCACACCACGGUACACACUUCAGGCUCACCUCCACGUCCCCCCUCCCCAGCUUCGACACCGGUACCGGCACGAGGCCCGGCCCUAUCCUGUGCGACACCACCUCUAUCUUCGCUGACACCCCCCCCGCACGGGGCUGGUGAGUCGUCUCCUCCCCUCAUCCCAGGCGAUCCUCUCGGAGCUCAGGCCGCCCACGGGGUCCCCUCUACAGCCAGUUCCGAUGCCACGGCCCCGAUUGACCCCGCCGACACGGCGACAUCACCCGACCAGGUCGUGAGUUGCCCCACCUGCAGGAGCUCUCUCGCGAACCGACGCGCGCUCCAGCACCACUUUCCCUUCUGCCAUCCUGCGGACGCGGCUCGCAGGGCGCAGGCUGCCCAUGACACCGCCUCGAUCAUCCCUUCCCUCUCACAGCCCCGUGCGACCGGGAUACAGUUCACCGACGCACAGUGGCAGACGCUCGACUCGGUGGACUGGACAGAGUACUUCUCGCCCGAGCGUAUCCAUGCACGCCCUCUCCGACGUGUCCCGGAGAGGGUCCGCGGAGGAUAUCUCGACGUCCUCAGUGCGAUCCUAGUCCGCAUUGCCCAGGACCCGGAGGCUGCUGGCCCUACCUUCCUCCUCGCUGCAGCGCCGACUCUUUUCCUUGUUCCAGCGACGCCACCCGACCGCUCACACACGGCUGCCAUUGCAACGCGCAUCUCCCGCUUUGGUCGAGGUGAGUGGGCUGAGCUAGUCUCAAAUGCACUAGGCCGUCGCACACCCCUUCCUCAGCGCACAGGUCACCGGUCACGCACCGCCACCGAUCCCUCUACAGCAGAUGAGCGCCGCAUUGCACGUUGCCUUCGUCUGGCAGCGUGCAAUGAGACCUCACGGGCGUGCGCGGCUCUCGAGUCCGCGGAGGCAGCCCCAGAUACACAGGGGACGAUACAGCGCCUGCAGUCGAAGCACCCCAACGCGGAGAGGCCGACCCCAGCUUGGCAGUCUGGCUUCCAAGGGUCCCCUCUCGUGCUCUCGGUGGAUCACUUACGCCGCGCGAUCUUCACAGCUCCGCGGGGCUCUUCGGGAGGACCGUCCGGUUGGGUCGCUGAGCACCUGCGAGACACUUUCCUAGCUUUCCCUCAGAGUCUCCAUUUCCUCCUUGCCGUGUACCAGCAGUGGCUUCGAGGCCGUUGCGCUCCAGCUGCGCGCUCCUUGCUAGCGUCUUCCACCCUCGUGGCUCUGGCGAAGUCGAACAUGGAUGUUCGGCCGAUUGCCAUCGGCGAGGUUUUGGUCCGCAUUCUUUCUCGUGCAGUCUGUCUCCAGCUACGUGACCAGAUGGCGAGGGUCUUCUUGGCGUCACAGCAGUUUGGGGUGGGGGUUACGUGCGGGACAGAGGUCGUAGUUAGAGGCGUCCGCCGCGCUCUGGCUGACCACCCAGACUGGGUGGUCCUGCAGCUAGACGUGGCGAAUGCCUUUAACUCCUUCCACCGAGACAGGAUGUUCCAGGCGCUACAGGCCAGCCUGGAGUUUCAGUGCCUGAUCCCCUUCAUCGGCCUCUUCUACGGGACGCCCUCGGAUCUCCACUACAGGUCAGGCACGGGAGUGGUCACGAUGCACUCGGAGCGGGGCACUCGCCAGGGAGACCCUCUCAGCCCCUUCUUGUACGCUCUGACACAGCGUCUUGCUUUGGAGCCGGUUCUGGUGGAGGGGGAUGUCCAGCUCUGGUCGUACGCCGAUGACACGUACGUGCUAGGUCCCCCAGACAGGGUGCUGCACCACUUUACCGAGAUCGUGAGGCGCUUGGGCGAGAUGGACCUUGCAGCCCAGCCGCACAAGUGCCUCGUCUACCAGACAGAGUCCUUUCUGUCCAGGGAUCUGGAGGCCUUCACGGGCCUAGGGAUCGAGGUCGCACGCCGAGGGCUCACCGUGACAGGCGUACCGGUAGGCACCGUUUCGUUCGUGGAGCAGAGUCUCCCGGAUCGUCUCGAGAGGAUGGGGCGGGUGCUACCUUGGCUUCCGAGGUUGCGCCAGCCCCAGACAGCUGCCCGCCUUCUGUCGGCGUGUGUCAGCACUCGUCCGCAGUACCUGUCGAGGACCAGCUUCGCUUCAGGUGAGCCAGAGCAGAUCGACCGGGCUCUGCAGACGGCGCUAGAGGGUCUCCCACCUGACGUUCUCUCUCUCCUUCCCCCCUGGCCCUCCUGCGCUUCUGCCUCCCCCGAUUCCCUUUUUGCAGGAGCGAGCCGUCUUCUGGAGGCGCAGGCCUUGGAGGCCGUGCGUGCCCGUCACGCCUCUCCCUUGCACCUUGCCCGUUUGACUUCCCUUCAGGGCGCAGGUGCAGGGGCGUGGUUGACGUCGGUGCCGUACGCUGACCCACUGCGCAUCCCGGAGGCGCUGUGGCAGGCGGCUUCAUCUUCUCGUCUUGGCCUCCCGAUCCCCCAGUUAGCCCUUGCAGGUCAGUGCUCCUGCGGACAGGCGAUUGACGACAUGAUGGUGCCUCAUCACGCGGGGCGGGAGCAGCAGAGAGCGGACGGAGGUACAGGAGGGGCAGCGGGAUUGGGAGGGGAGGGCCAGGGAGUGAGAGAGGCAGCAGGGGAUGGAGCAGGGGGGUCGGGAGGGUUGGGGGAGGGUAGAGAGGGGGAGGGGAGAGGACAGGUGGAUGGAGGAGAGGAGAGGGGGAGAGAGACGAUCGGAGAGGAGGCACCAAGGGACCAGACAGGGCAGCAGCCAGCGCAACAGCAGGGACCAGUCGGACACACAGGCCGUGUAGGCACCGCCUCCCGCAUCCCAGACCUCACCUGCCGCGACGUUAGCCAGGGUCUGAUGGUUCUUGUGGAUGUCUCCAUAGCGGAUCCACAGCGGGAGGGGAACGUGCAGCUGAGACGGGCGACCCCCACACAAAUUGGAGUGGCAGCAGCUAGGCGGGUGCAGGAGAAGCUGCGGCACUGGGGGCCGCAUUUAGAGGGGCUGCAGCCGGCACCACACUUUUACGCGUGCGUGGCGGAGACCUUUGGCCUUCUCAGUGAGCCGCUGCGUCAGUUUCUGGGGCUCUGCGCAAAGAGGAUAGCACAGCGGAGGAGGGAUAGAGGUGGGGGGGAUGACGGAUCGGCACGGAUAUUUGAGGCAGGACUCACUACACGCCUCUCCGUUGCACUGCAGCGCGCGCAGGCUCAAUGCAUGAUCCAGCAUGCGGUGCGGCAGUUAGGGAGAUCCGACGACGGGUGGAUGCCCGCACCAGUCCCACUGGGUGCGGGGCAGGGUACUUGGCACCACGUCACAGGGUGCUUCGAGAGUUCACACCCCCUGCCCCCUCAUGCCAUCCGCUCCCCCCGCCCCUACCCUCCGCGUGCCCGCUCCCUUGCCGCCUCUUUUGACCCUCCCUGCCCCCCCUCGCCGUUUCCCACCGCCCGCCAUUCGCUCCUCCCCGCCCGUGCGCUCCCCUCCUUUACCUUCUCCUCCCCCCUCCCCUCCUCUGCUGCACGCCUCUUCCUUCCCCUCGCCGACCCACUCCACUCCCUGCCCCUCCUCAAUCCGCACCCUGCCCCUCGUAUCUCGCCCCCCUAUGCUUGGUUUCUCCCCUCCCUGCCCCUCGCCGCCUUUCCCCGCUCCCCACCUCCCCCCUCUCCCUGCCCCCCCCCACUCUCCCCCCCCUUGUCCUUGGCUUCCUACCUCCCUGCCUCACCUUUCCCCCCUCCGUGUGCUCAGCUUCUCCCCUCCCUGCCCCUCCCUCCUCCCUGCCCUGCCCCUCAUUUUCCGGCCCCCCCACGCCCGGUUUCUCCCCUCCCCGCGCCUCCCUUUCUUUCUCCGUGCCUCUCCUUUGCUCCCUCCCUGCCCCCGCCUGCCCAUGCCCCUGUCUUUGGCUUCUCCCCUCCCUGCCCCACGUUUCUUCCCUCCCUGCCCCCCGUCUGCCCCUCCCUUGUUUUCCCCUCACCCAUUGCUUCUCUCCUCCCUGCCCUUGAUUUCCCACACCCCUGCCCUCGUUUCCUAUCAUCCAUGCCCCUCGUUUCCCCCCUUUGUACGUUCAGCCUCUUCCCUCCCUGCCCCUCCCUUCCUCCCCCCCUGCCCUUUGCUCUCCCCUCGUUACGCUCCCUUCUCCCCAUCCCUGCUGCCCUCUUACCACCAUCAGCCCAUCCCCACGACCAGCCCCCCUCCCACCCUUCAAUCCCCCCCUCCCUCUCUCUCUCUCUCUCUCUCUCUCUCUUUCUCACACACACACACACACGCACACUCCCCUCCCCCACCCCCCCCACCUACAUCCUCCCAUUCUGCCCCUCCCUGCCCCUUUCCCACCCCCUCGCACGCCCCUCACCUCCCACCUCCGUGCAACUGUCACACCCCCUGCCCCCUCAUGCCAUCCGCUCCCCCCGCCCCUACCCUCCGCGUGCCUGCUCCCUUGCCGCCUCUUUUGACCCUCCCUGCCCCCCCUCGCCGUUUCCCACCGCCCGCCAUUCGCUCCUCCCCGCCCGUGCGCUCCCCUCCUUUACCUUCUCCUCCCCCCUCCCCUCCUCUGCUGCACGCCUCUUCCUUCCCCUCGCCGACCCACUCCACUCCCUGCCCCUCCUCAAUCCGCACCCUGCCCCUCGUAUCUCGCCCCCCUAUGCUUGGUUUCUCCCCUCCCUGCCCCUCGCCGCCUUUCCCCGCUCCCCACCUCCCCCCUCUCCCUGCCCCCCCACUCUCCCCCCCCCUUGUCCUUGGCUUUCUACCUCCCUGCCUCACCUUUCCCCCCUCCGUGUGCUCAGCUUCUCCCCUCCCUGCCCCUCCCUCCUCCCCGCCCUGCCCCUCAUUUUCCGCCCCCCCCCACGCCCGGUUUCUCCCCUCCCCGCGCCUCCCUUUCUUUCUCCGUGCCUCUCCUUUGCUCCCUCCCUGCCCCCGCCUGCCCAUGCCCCUGUCUUUGGCUUCUCCCCUCCCUGCCCCACGUUUCUUCCCUCCCUGCCCCCCGUCUGCCCCUCCCUUGUUUUCCCCUCACCCAUUGCUUCUCUCCUCCCUGCCCUUGAUUUCCCACACCCCUGCCCUCGUUUCCUAUCAUCCAUGCCCCUCGUUUCCCCCCUUUGUACGUUCAGCCUCUUCCCUCCCUGCCCCUCCCUUCCUCCCCCCCUGCCCUUUGCUCUCCCCUCGUUACGCUCCCUUCUCCCCAUCCCUGCUGCCCUCUUACCACCAUCAGCCCAUCCCCACGACCAGCCCCCCUCCCACCCUUCAAUCCCCCCCUCCCUCUCUCUCUCUCUCUCUCUCUCUCUCUCUCUCUUUCUCACACACACACACACGCACACUCCCCCCCCCCACCCCCCCACGUACAUCCUCCCAUUCUGCCCCUCCCUGCCCCUUUCCCACCCCCUCGCACGCCCCUCACCUCCCACCUCCGUGCAACUGCCCCCCGUCUCCCUGCCCUUAGUACCGCCGCGCUCUGCCCGUGCGUCACCCUCGCCCACUUCAUACCACCUCCCCCUUCUCCCUCCCCCGGCUUCCCCCUAUCAUCACCCGCAUGUUCCCCCACUCCCCUGUCCACAACGUCCCUCCUCCACCCCCCCUCCUGCCUUCCCCACUCCCACUCUGUCCCCCACACCUCUACGAGCCGUACCUCCCCCUCCAGCCUCCCUUUUCCCCCCCAGCUAUUUCCGCAUCCAGCCCACCUACCCCAGCCUCCCUCUACCUCUCCCUAACUCCACGCCGCCGUUCCUACCCCCAGCCAGGGUCUACACCCCUUGCUUUUGCUCCCUGUGCUGUGCCGUCCCCAACCUCCGUCCGCCUUUCCGCGGCACCAGACCGCCUCUCCCUCCCCCAGCCAACCUCUGCACCCCCUGUUCCUGCCCCUUGUGCCUUCCAACACCCUACCCCAACCCCCCCCAGUCUCCCCCUUCUCCAACACCCUCCAUAUUUCCUCCCCCCUGGGGCUCGCCCAUCCGCAGCGCCUCCUUUCGGUGCCCUCUCGGCCCUCCCACGUUCUCACCCCCCGCCUUCCAACCUUCUCAUUACCCGCUACCAGGCUCACGCCAACUCGACUACCCACUACCCUUUGCCCCUUCCUCUCUGUUCCCCACCCUUCCUUCCCCACUUGGCUCCACCUGCCCACCCCCACCUCCCGUGGAAUUCUGCCCUGCCCUCCCCACCUCUGGCCCACCACCUGUCCCCACACCCUGCUUACCCACCACUACAUCACCCCCGCCCCCCCACCUCCACUACAGCCCGCCAACACUUCCCCUCUCAACCGGCCCCCAGCCCGCCCCCCCCUUGGGCCCCAAUCCCCUCCAACUGUCAGGCCCCCUCUACCCUCUCUUUCACCCACUACGCACCGCUUUCCCCACCCUUUUUCCAUUUCCCCAAGCUAACCCCCCGCACCCCGGCCUCUGCCAGGGAGUUCCUUCCCCCUUUGACGCCCUCUUGAGCCAACUCCAGCAACUCACGCCGCCACCGCCAGGCAUGCUGCCUCUAGCCAGGGGGGAACUUGCAGCUAACACUGCACGGGAAGGGGUAAGUGAAUGUGUGUGCGAAGGAGCAGCAAAGGCUGCAGAGGAUGGGGCAGCAAAGGCUGCACGGGAAGGGGCAAUGGGGGUUGUGGGGGAAGGGGCAGCAGAGGUUGCAGAGGAAAGGGCAGCAGAGGCUGCAAGGGAAGGGGCAGCAGCGGCUGCACGGGAAAGGGCGGCAGAGGCUGCACGGGAAGGGGCGGCAGGGACCGUGACUCUGGCCAGGCAAAGGGCAGAGGCCAUGGAGACAGGGGGAGGUGCUACGGGUGCAGCGGGGAAGGGGGUAACGGGGACUGGUGCGAGGGAGAGUGCUGCCUCGGUUGUAGCAAGAGAGGGUACGGCAGGGGCUAGAGUGGGAGAAGGGACAGCAGUGGCCUCAAAGGCAGAAGGUGAGGCUGCAGCUGAAGCAGCAGGGAGGGCCAUAGCACGGCCAGUAGGGGCGGCAGGGGCCGCAGCAAACGCGGGGAAACACACAGCAGGGCCGGCAGAGACCGCAAAAGGGGCUAGCAGUAAAGCGGCAGCAGGCGGGGUGGGCUCGGGGGACAUAGGGGCAACAGGGGAAGGAGAGGUGAGUGUGGUCCCGACCGGGGUGGGCACGGAAGAGGGGGAUGUGAUAGCGAUAGAGGAGGAUGAGGGAGAGGAUGUGAUGCACAUUGACGGGCCACUGGCCCAAUACCUCACGCCUGACGGUGAGGCCGACCCGGCCCCCCUGCAGCCUCACGUCGAGGUUCCCCCUCUACCCCCCAUGCCCGUCCACAUGCUAGCAGAAGGACCGAUGGAGGGGCUGGGGGAGACCUUGAGGACAGAGCCGCACGAGGGAGCCCCCAUCCUCACCUCCCGUCCACCAUCCCACCCACCCCCAGGAGCACCAUUUCCCCACCCCCACCCUCAGGUCCCGGUAGUAUCCAGGGGGGCAGCCAAGGCCCUGGCCUUCUUGGCGGAGCCGUGCUCCCCGACCCCCACGUUGCUCCAUGGCCAGCCCCCCUCUCCGUCCCCAACCCCUGACCCCACGGUUGCAGGCGGUCCACCGGGAGAGCACGCGGCACACCUCUGCCCCCACCCUCAGGGGCUCCUUAGAGCACCACGUGGAGCAGCCAGGGCUCUGGCCUUCCUAGAGGAGCCAUGCUCCCCGACCCCUACCAACACCCAGCCACCCCCUACCGGCCCACUACCCCCCCCCUCCACCAGGCCCCCCCCCACCCGCCCCUCGACCCCCACCUUCAACCCCCCCUCCCGGCCGGGUUCCCCACGAGUGGCCCCGUUGGGCAGCCAUCACCCCCCACACACAGCCUGCCCGAUCUGUUCCCACGGAGGGGGAUGUCUCGAGGAGAGAGGGGAUGCACACAGAGCACCCCCCGCCCGGCGAACCACCCAUCCUCCCUCCAACCACCCCUUUGGCCCCACAGCCCCCCCUUCCUUCACAAACAGGCGCAGACAACCAGGUUGGCCGCCGGCGGAAGAACAGGGGCAGAGGAGGCAGAGGGUGGCGGCGGCCGCGAUCGUUACUGGGAUGGAGGCCGUCGGGUUGAGGGAUGCGCCCAUGGAAGACUGCCACCGACUCCCCCUCCCAUCCCUCCCACCCCUUCCAUGUCGACGACCCCCUACCGCAACCCAUGGCAGGCAGGUCUUCGAGACCCCAGAGGAGGUGAGGGCUGGCAUUUCAGAUUUGCUGGCGAUACACCGCCCGAGCAGCUCUCCGGCUGCCCCCACCCUUCCAGUCCCACAGGACCGGACCCGGACGUAUGCGGAAGUCACCCGGUCUGUCCCUUCUUUUAUCCCCCCCGCCACUCAGCCAGGCGCGUCACUCCCGACCCCAAUGGAGACGGACCGGGUUCUGAGGCCGUGUCACGCGCACCUAGAGGGGGUGGCGCCUCCCCCCGUUCAGCCCGUGGCGCAGGAGGUCACCAGCAGUAGGGAUGAGGCAUCCGCCCCUACCGAGACCCCUCCGCCUGGGGUAGCAGAGCCGUCACUUGAACCGCACCCCGCCGAGGGGCAGGAGCACACCACGGUACACACUUCAGGCUCACCUCCACGUCCCCCCUCCCCAGCUUCGACACCGGUACCGGCACGAGGCCCGGCCCUAUCCUGUGCGACACCACCUCUAUCUUCGCUGACACCCCCCCCGCACGGGGCUGGUGAGUCGUCUCCUCCCCUCGUCCCAGGCGAUCCUCUCGGAGCUCAGGCCGCCCACGGGGUCCCCUCUACAGCCAGUUCCGACGCCACGGCCCCGAUCGACCCCGCCGACACGGCGACAUCACCCGACCAGGUCGUGAGUUGCCCCACCUGCAGGAGCUCUCUCGCGAACCGACGCGCGCUCCAGCACCACAUUCCCUUCUGCCAUCCUGCAGACGCGGCUCGCAGGGCGCAGGCUGCCCAUGAUACCGCCUCGAUCAUCCCUUCCCUCUCACAGCCCCGUGCAACCGGGAUACAGUUCACCGACGCACAGUGGCAGACGCUCGACUCGGUGGACUGGACAGAGUACUUCUCGCCCGAGCGUAUCCAUGCACGCCCUCUCCGACGUGUCCCGGAGAGGGUCCGCGGAGGAUAUCUCGACGUCCUCAGUGCGAUCCUAGUCCGCAUUGCCCAGGACCCGGAGGCUGCUGGCCCUACCUUCCUCCUCGCUGCAGCGCCGACUCUUUUCCUUGUUCCAGCGACGCCACCCGACCGCUCGCACACGGCUGCCAUUGCAACGCGCAUCUCCCGCUUUGGUCGAGGUGAGUGGGCUGAGCUAGUCUCAGAUGCACUAGGCCGUCGCACACCCCUUCCUCAGCGCACAGGUCACCGGUCACGCACCGCCACCGAUCCCUCUACAGCAGAUGAGCGCCGCAUUGCACGUUGCCUUCGUCUGGCAGCGUGCAAUGAGACCUCACGGGCGUGCGCGGCUCUCGAGUCCGCGGAGGCAGCCCCAGAUACACAGGGGACGAUACAGCGCCUGCAGUCGAAGCACCCCAACGCGGAGAGGCCGACCCCAGCUUGGCAGUCUGGCUUCCAAGGGAUCCCCUCUCGUGCUCUCGGUGGAUCACUUACGCCGCGCGAUCUUCACAGCUCCGCGGGGCUCUUCGGGAGGACCCAGUGGCUUCGAGGCCGUUGCGCUCCAGCUGCGCGCUCCUUGCUAGCGUCUUCCACCCUCGUGGCUCUGGCGAAGUCGAACAUGGAUGUUCGGCCGAUUGCCAUCGGCGAGGUUUUGGUCCGCAUUCUUUCUCGUGCAGUCUGUCUCCAGCUACGUGACCAGAUGGCGAGGGUCUUCUUGGCGUCACAGCAGUUUGGGGUGGGGGUUACGUGCGGGACAGAGGUCGUAGUUAGAGGCGUCCGCCGCGCUCUGGCUGACCACCCAGACUGGGUGGUCCUGCAGCUAGACGUGGCGAAUGCCUUUAACUCCUUCCACCGAGAUAGGAUGUUCCAGGCGCUGCAGGCCAGCCCGGAGUUUCAGUGCCUGAUCCCCUUCAUCGGCCUCUUCUACGGGACGCCCUCGGAUCUCCACUACAGGUCAGGCACGGGAGUGGUCACGAUGCACUCGGAGCGGGGCACUCGCCAGGGAGACCCUCUCAGCCCCUUCUUGUACGCUCUGACACAGCGUCUUGCUUUGGAGCCGGUUCUGGUGGAGGGGGAUGUCCAGCUCUGGUCGUACGCCGAUGACACGUACGUGCUAGGUCCCCCAGACAGGGUGCUGCACCACUUUGCCGAGAUCGUGAGGCGCUUGGGCGAGAUGGGCCUUGCAGCCCAGCCGCACAAGUGCCUCGUCUACCAGACAGAGUCCUUUCUGUCCAGGGAUCUGGAGGCCUUCACGGGCCUAGGGAUCGAGGUCGCACGCCGAGGGCUCACCAGUGACAGGCGUACCGAGACAUUUCAGCAGCUUUUAGCUUCAGGGACCUGGGCUUGUCGCGAGGACGUCCGAGAGGCCGCCCUAGACCAGAUCUUCCUCCCCAUCCGUCUCGGGGGUUUCGGCAUUCGUCGCAUGGCACGCAUUGCCCCGAGCUUCGCUUCAGGAGCGAGCCGUCUUCUGGAGGCGCAGGCCUUGGAGGCCGUGCGUGCCCGUCACGCCUCUCCCUUGCACCUUGCCCGUUUGACUUCCCUUCAGGGCGCAGGUGCAGGGGCGUGGUUGACGUCGGUGCCGUACGCUGACCCACUGCGCAUCCCGGAGGCGCUGUGGCAGGCGGCUUCAUCUUCUCGUCUUGGUCUCCCUAUCCCCCAGUUAGCCCUUGCAGGUCAGUGCUCCUGCGGACAGGCGAUUGACGACAUGACGGUGCCUCAUCACGCGCCGGGUGGCGGGGGACAGUGGGGACAGCACCAGCUGCGGGGUCAGGUGGAGCGAGGGAUAGGUGGGCAGAGGGGACGGCAGGGGGAGCAGACGGGCCAGGACGGGGAGGGGAGACGACACAGGCAGCAGCAGGAGAGCCAGUGGAGGCCGCGGGCCCAGGGCGCCGCGCCUCCAGGUUCGGCCUCGGAGGUGGGGCAGGGGCGGGAGCAGCAGAGAGCGGACGGAGGUACAGGAGGGGCAGCGGGAUUGGGAGGGGAGGGCCAGGGAGUGAGAGAGGCAGCAGGGGAUGGAGCAGGGGGGUCGGGAGGGUUGGGGGAGGGUAGAGAGGGGGAGGGGAGAGGACAGGUGGAUGGAGGAGAGGAGAGGGGGAGAGAGACGAUCGGAGAGGAGGCACCAAGGGACCAGACAGGGCAGCAGCCAGCGCAACAGCAGGGACCAGUCGGACACACAGGUCGUGUAGGCACGGCCUCCCGCAUCCCAGACCUCACCUGCCGCGACGUUAGGCCAGGUGAGCCGCUGCGUCAGUUUCUGGGGCUCUGCGCAAAGAGGAUAGCACAGCGGAGGAGGGAUAGAGGUGGGGGGGAUGACGGAUCGGCACGGAUAUUUGAGUUCCCUUCUUCUAUCCUUCCCUUCUCUUCCUACCACCCUCUUCUUUUACCUACCACUUCUUCUUACUCCUUCAUCCUUCCUUCCUUUCCUUUCUUUCCCCCUUUUCCUACAAAAUAUACCUCACACCCCCUGCCCCCUCAUGCCAUCCGCUCCCCCCGCCCCUACCCUCCGCGUGCCCGCUCCCUUGCCGCCUCUUUUGACCCUCCCUGCCCCCCCUCGCCGUUUCCCACCGCCCGCCAUUCGCUCCUCCCCGCCCGUGCGCUCCCCUCCUUUACCUUCUCCUCCCCCCUCCCCUCCUCUGCUGCACGCCUCUUCCCUCCCCUCGCCGACCCACUCCACUCCCUGCCCCUCCUCAAUCCGCACCCUGCCCCUCGUAUCUCGCCCCCCUAUGCUUGGUUUCUCCCCUCCCUGCCCCUCGCCGCCUUUCCCCGCUCCCCACCUCCCCCCUCUCCCUGCCCCCCCCACUCUCCCCCCCCUUGUCCUUGGCUUCCUACCUCCCUGCCUCACCUUUCCCCCCUCCGUGUGCUCAGCUUCUCCCCUCCCUGCCCCUCCCUCCUCCCCGCCCUGCCCCUCAUUUUCCGCCCCCCCCCACGCCCGGUUUCUCCCCUCCCCGCGCCUCCCUUUCUUUCUCCGUGCCUCUCCUUUGCUCCCUCCCUGCCCCCGCCUGCCCAUGCCCCUGUCUUUGGCUUCUCCCCUCCCUGCCCCACGUUUCUUCCCUCCCUGCCCCCCGUCUGCCCCUCCCUUGUUUUCCCCUCACCCAUUGCUUCUCUCCUCCCUGCCCUUGAUUUCCCACACCCCUGCCCUCGUUUCCUAUCAUCCAUGCCCCUCGUUUCCCCCCUUUGUACGUUCAGCCUCUUCCCUCCCUGCCCCUCCCUUCCUCCCCCCCUGCCCUUUGCUCUCCCCUCGUUACGCUCCCUUCUCCCCAUCCCUGCUGCCCUCUUACCACCAUCAGCCCAUCCCCACGACCAGCCCCCCUCCCACCCUUCAAUCCCCCCUCCCUCUCUCUCUCUCUCUCUCUCUCUCUCUCUCUCUCUCUCUCUCUCCUCUCUUUCUCACACACACACACACGCACACUCCCCUCCCCCACCCCCCCCACGUACAUCCUCCCAUUCUGCCCCUCCCUGCCCCUUUCCCACCCCCUCGCACGCCCCUCACCUCCCACCUCCGUGCAACUGGUUUCCCCCCUAUGGUGCCACCCUUGCAUCGCUCGCCCCUCUGCUCACCCUCUGCCCGCCCCUUUUCCGUGCCCUCAGUUGGCCCAGCCCCUGCCCGUUGCUGCCCCUCCCCUUGCCCCCUCAACUCCCCUGCCCCCCGUACACCCCAAGUCCCAUCCAACCGCCCCCACCCUCCCCCGGCUGCCCGUUUCCGCUCUCCACCCCCGCGACCGUGUGCGGCUUCCAACCGCCCAACGGUGGUGCGCACGGGGCGUUUCUUCGCACGGGCAAGCCUCCCCGGGGGCCCCCCACCCCGCUGGGUCGUUCCCCCCGUCUCCCUGCCCUUAGUACCGCCGCGCUCUGCCCGCGCGUCACCCUCGCCCACUUCAUACCACCUCCCCCUUCUCCCCCCCCCCGGCUUCCCCCUAUCAUCACCCGCAUGUUCCCCCACUCCCCUGUCCACAACGUCCCUCCUCCACCCCCCCUCCUGCCUUCCCCACUCCCACUCUGUCCCCCACACCUCUACGAGCCGUACCUCCCCCUCCAGCCUCCCUUUUCCCCCCCAGCUAUUUCCGCAUCCAGCCCACCUACCCCAGCCUCCCUCUACCUCUCCCUAACUCCACGCUGCCGUUCCUACCCCCAGCCAGGGUCUACACCCCUUGCUUUUGCUCCCUGUGCUGUGCCGUCCCCAACCUCCUCUCCCCCUUCUCCAACACCCUCCAUAUUUCCUCCCCCCUGGGGCUCGCCCAUCCGCAGCGCCUCCUUUCGGUGCCCUCUCGGCCCUCCCACGUUCUCACCCCCCGCCCUCCAACCUUCUCAUUACCCGCUACCAGGCUCACGCCAACCCGACUACCCACUACCCUUUGCCCCUUCCUCUCUGUUCCCCACCCUUCCUCCCCCACUUGGCUCCACCUGCCCACCCCCACCUCCCGUGGAAUUCUGCCCUGCCCUCCCCACCUCUGGCCCACCACCUGUCCCCACACCCUGCUCACCCACCACUACAUCACCCCCGCCCCCCCACCUCCACUACAGCCCGCCAACACUUCCCCUCUCAACCGGCCCCCAGCCCGCCCCCCCCUUGGGCCCCAAUCCCCUCCAACUGUCAGGCCCCCUCUACCCUCUCUUCCACCCACUGCGCACCGCUUUCCCCACCCUUUUUCCAUUUCCCCAAGCUAACCCCCCGCACCCCGGCCUCUGCCAGGGAGUUCCUUCCCCCUUUGACGCCCUCUUGAGCCAACUCCAGCAACUCACGCCGCCACCGCCAGGCAUGCUGCCUCUAUUACUUGUGAAAACACUUAAUCCUACUAGCACCCCCAAGCACAUAGAAGCGGGAGGGGGCAGAGCCAGGGGGGAACUUGCAGCUAACACUGCACGGGAAGGGGUAAGUGAAUGUGUGUGCGAAGGAGCAGCAGAGGCUGCAGAGGAUGGGGCAGCAAAGGCUGCACGGGAAGGGGCAAUGGGGGUUGUGGGGGAAGGGGCAGCAGAGGUUGCAGAGGAAAGGGCAGCAGAGGCUGCAAGGGAAGGGGCAGCAGCGGCUGCACGGGAAAGGGCGGCAGAGGCUGCACGGGAAGGGGCAGCAGGGACCGUGACUCUGGCCAGGCAAAGGGCAGAGGCCAUGGAGACAGGGCCGGCAGAGACCGCAAAAGGGGCUAGCAGUAAAGCGGCAGCAGGCGGGGUGGGCUCGGGGGACAUAGGGGCAACAGGGGAAGGAGAGGUGAGUGUGGUCCCGACCGGGGUGGGCACGGAAGAGGGGGAUGUGAUAGCGAUAGAGGAGGAUGAGGGAGAGGAUGUGAUGCACAUUGACGGGCCACUGGCCCAAUACCUCACGCCUGACGGUGAGGCCGACCCGGCCCCCCUGCAGCCUCACGUCGAGGUUCCCCCUCUACCCCCCAUGCCCGUCCACAUGCUAGCAGAAGGACCGAUGGAGGGGCUGGGGGAGACCUUGAGGACAGAGCCGCACGAGGGAGCCCCCAUCCUCACCUCCCGUCCUCCAGCCCACCCACCCCCAGGAGCACCAUUUCCCCACCCCCACCCUCAGGUCCCGGUAGUAUCCAGGGGGGCAGCCAAGGCCCUGGCCUUCUUGGCGGAGCCGUGCUCCCCGACCCCCACGUUGCUCCAUGGCCAGCCCCCCUCUCCGUCCCCAACCCCUGACCCCACGGUUGCAGGCGGUCCACCGGGAGAGCACGCGGGUGCGACAAGAGCAGAGUCACCCGAGGGCACCCCUUCUCUCACCUCUCACCCCUCCCCGCCCCUUCCCUCACUCCUCCCCUCACCCCCAAGGGCAGCACACCUCUGCCCCCACCCUCAGGGGCUCCUUAGAGCACCACGUGGAGCAGCCAGGGCUCUGGCCUUCCUAGAGGAGCCAUGCUCCCCGACCCCUACCAACACCCAGCCACCCCCUACCGGCCCACUACCCCCCCCUCCACCAGGCCCCCCCCCACCCGGUAGUACACACAUCUCGGAGGUUGAAGCAUCUCUGCGGCCAAAUCCCUCUCCCACACGCUACAGGCACCCAAACCACCCGAGUCGCCGCACAGCCCCAACACGCCCACCCAACAGGCUGCCCCCCUCACACCACCCCCCCCAGGCAGCCGAGACCCACCCGCAAGGGCUUGCGCCCCAGGCUCAUGGGAGCGGCGGCACCCGGGUAGAGGGGCCCACAGGAGAGGCCACCACAGAGCCCACACAAACCCCUCUCCCCCCACCGUUUGUACCUCGCUCUAACCUCCACACUGGCCCAGCCCCUCGACCCCCACCUUCAACCCCCCCUCCCGGCCGGGUUCCCCACGAGUGGCCCCGUUGGGCAGCCAUCACCCCCCACACACAGCCUGCCCGAUCUGUCCCCACGGAGGGGGAUGUCUCGAGGAGAGAGGGGAUGCACACAGAGCACCCCCCGCCCGGCGAACCACCCAUCCUCCCUCCAACCACCCCUUUGGCCCCACAGCCCCCCCUUCCUUCACAAACAGGCGCGGACAACCGGGUUGGCCGCCGGCGGAAGAACAGGGGCAGAGGAGGCAGAGGGUCAGCCCACGUACUCCCCCCUCCCUCCCUCCCCCACCAAGAGCCCCUCCCCACCCCGCAUCCUGUUGAACCCUUACCAGGCCCUACCGCUACAGCCCGACCACCAAACCCACACUCCCGCCCCGCUCCUACACCUCCACAGGGCCAUGGGAGCGGACCAGCCCACUCUCCCCCAUUCUGCCCCUCCCUUGCUGUGUCCCCCUCCCAGGUGGCGGCGGCCGCGAUCGCUACGGGGAUGGAGGCCGUCGGGUUGAGGGAUGCGCCCAUGGAAGACGCCACCGACUCCCCCUCCCAUCCCUCCCACCCCUUCCAUGUCGACGACCCCCUACCGCAACCCAUGGUGAUUGGGGAGGGCCAAGGGGGCCUUCUAGGGCAGGGUCCACACCCGAGCUCCGCUCAGCCAGCAAGCCCCACUCCACCCUCUACCCUGCCAGCCCUCCUACUCUCACCUACAGGCAGGCAGGUCUUCGAGACCCCAGAGGAGGUGAGGGCUGGCAUUUCAGAUUUGCUGGCGAUACACCGCCCGAGCAGCUCUCCGGCUGCCCCCACCCUUCCAGUCCCACAGGACCGGACCCGGACGUAUGCGGAGGUCACCCGGUCUGUCCCUUCUUUUAUCCCCCCCGCCACUCAGCCAGGCGCGUCACUCCCGACCCCAAUGGAGACGGACCAGGUUCAGAGGCCGUGUCACGCGCACCUAGAUGGGGUGGCGCCUCCCCCCGUUCAGCCCGUGGCGCAGGAGGUCACCAGCAGUAGGGAUGAGGCAUCCGCCCCUACCGAGACCCCUCCGCCUGGGGUAGCAGAGCCGUCACUUGAACCGCACCUCGCCGAGGGGCAGGAGCACACCACGGCACACACUUCAGGCUCACCCCCACGUCCCCCCUCCCCAGCUUCGACACCGGUUCCGGCACGAGGCCCGGCCCUAUCCUGUGCGACACCACCUCUAUCUUCGCUGACACCCCCCAUGCACGGGGUUGGUGAGUCGUCGCCUCCCCUCAUCCCAGGCGAUCCUCUCGGAGCUCAGGCCGCCCACGGGGUCCCCUCUACAGCCAGUUCCGACGCCACGGCCCCGAUUGACCCCGCCGACACGGCGACAUCACCCGACCAGGUCGUGAGUUGCCCCACCUGCAGGAGCUCUCUCGCGAACCGACGCGCGCUCCAGCACCACUUUCCCUUCUGCCAUCCUGCGGACGCGGCUCGCAGGGCGCAGGCUGCCCAUGACACCGCCUCGAUCAUCCCUUCCCUCUCACAGCCCCGUGCGACCGGGAUACAGUUCACCGACGCACAGUGGCAGACGCUCGACUCGUCCGCAUUGCCCAGGACCCGGAGGCUGCUGGCCCUACCUUCCUCCUCGCCUGCAGCGCCGACUCUUUUCCUUGUUCCAGCGACGCCACCCGACCGCUCGCACACGGCUGCCAUUGCAACGCGCAUCUCCCGCUUUGGUCGAGGUGAGUGGGCUGAGCUAGUCUCAGAUGCACUAGGCCGUCGCACACCCCUUCCUCGGCGCACAGGUCACCGGUCACGCACCGCCACCGAUCCCUCUACAGCAGAUGAGCGCCGCAUUGCACGUUGCCUACGUCUGGCAGCGUGCAAUGAGACCUCACGGGCGUGCGCGGCUCUCGAGUCCGCGGAGGCAGCCCCAGAUACACAGGGGACGAUACAGCGCCUGCAGUCGAAGCACCCCAACGCGGAGAGGCCGACCCCAGCUUGGCAGUCUGGCUUCCAGGGGUCCCCUCUCGUGCUCUCGGUGGAUCCACUUACGCCGCGCGAUUUUCACAGCUCCGCGGGGCUCUUCGGGAGGACCCAGUGGCUCCGAGGCCGUUGCGCUCCAGCUACGCGCUCCUUGCUAGCGUCUUCCACCCUCGUGGCUCUGGCGAAGUCGAACAUGGAUGUUCGGCCGAUUGCCAUCGGCGAGGUCUUGGUCCGCAUUCUUUCUCGUGCAGUCUGUCUCCAGCUACGUGACCAGAUGGCGAGGGUCUUCUUGGCGUCACAGCAGUUUGGGGUGGGGGUUACGUGCGGGACAGAGGUCGUAGUUAGAGGCGUCCGCCGCGCUCUGGCUGACCACCCAGACUGGGUGGUCCUGCAGCUAGACGUGGCGAAUGCCUUUAACUCUUUCCACCGAGACAGGAUGUUCCAGGCGCUGCAGGCCAGCCCGGAGUUUCAGUGCCUGAUCCCCUUCAUCGGCCUCUUCUACGGGACGCCCUCGGAUCUCCACUACAGGUCAGGCACGGGAGUGGUCACGAUGCACUCGGAGCGGGGCACUCGCCAGGGAGACCCUCUCAGCCCCUUCUUGUACGCUCUGACACAGCGUCUUGCUUUGGAGCCGGUUCUGGUGGAGGGGGAUGUCCAGCUCUGGUCGUACGCCGAUGACACGUACGUGCUAGGUCCCCCAGACAGGGUGCUGCACCACUUUGCCGAGAUCGUGAGGCGCUUGGGCGAGAUGGGCCUUGCAGCCCAGCCGCACAAGUGCCUCGUCUACCAGACAGAGUCCUUUCUGUCCAGGGAUCUGGAGGCCUUCACGGGCCUAGGGAUCGAGGUCGCACGCCGAGGGCUCACCGUGACAGGCGUACCGGUAGGCACCGUUUCGUUCGUGGAGCAGAGUCUCCCGGAUCGUCUCGAGAGGAUGGGGCGGGUGCUACCUUGGCUUCCGAGGUUGCGCCAGCCCCAGACAGCUGCCCGCCUUCUGUCGGCGUGUGUCAGCACUCGUCCGCAGUACCUGUCGAGGACCGUCCCUCCUUCGCCCGCAGUGAUCUCUAGUUUUACACGGUGGGACGCACGCCUGGGAGAGACAUUUCAGCAGCUUUUAGCUUCAGGGACCUGGGCUUGUCGCGAGGACGUCCGAGAGGCCGCCCUAGACCAGAUCUUCCUCCCCAUCCGUCUCGGGGGUUUCGGCAUUCGUCGCAUGGCACGCAUUGCCCCGGUGAGUUUCGUGUGCUCCUGGGUGCAGUGUGCUCCCAUUCUCUGUUCUCUCCCUGCGUGUGGCGAGGCGUUUCGGCAGAGCUUCGCUUCAGGUGAGCCAGAGCAGAUCGACCGGGCUCUGCAGACGGCGCUAGAGGGUCUCCCACCUGACGUUCUCUCUCUCCUUCCCCCCUGGCCCUCUUGCGCUUCUGCCUCCCCCGAUUCCCUUUUUGCAGGAGCGAGCCGUCUUCUGGAGGCGCAUGCCUUGGAGGCCGUGCGUGCCCGUCACGCCUCUCCCUUGCACCUUGCCCGUUUGACUUCCCUUCAGGGCGCAGGUGCAGGGGCGUGGUUGACGUCGGUGCCGUACGCUGACCCACUGCGCAUCCCGGAGGCGCUGUGGCAGGCGGCUUCAUCUUCUCGUCUUGGUCUCCCUAUCCCCCAGUUAGCCCUUGCAGGUCAGUGCUCCUGCGGACAGGCGAUUGACGACAUGACGGUGCCUCAUCACGCGGUUCGGUGCCCGCGCUACGGGGUCGCCACUACCAUCCACGACACGGUGAAGUACAUGCUUCGAGACUUUGCGGUCGAGGCGGGCUUCGCAGUAAAGGUGGAGGACUCUACGCUGUUCACACAGUUGGAGGCGGCUCGAGCGAGACUACUGGGACAGCCAGUGGUGGGAGAGGGGACGCGGGCUGAGGGACCGGGGGAGCAGAGAGGCGAGGCGGGAUCAGCCGGGUGGCGGGGGACAGUGGGGACAGCACCAGCUGCGGGGUCAGGUGGAGCGAGGGAUAGGGGGGCAGAGGGGUACGGCAGGGGGAGCAGACGGGCCAGGACGGGAGAGGGGAGACGGCACAGGCAGCAGCAGGAGAGCCAGGGGAGGCCGCGGGCCCAGGGCGCCGCGCCUCCAGGUUCGGCCUCGGAGGUGGGGCAGGGGCGGGAGCAGCAGAGAGCGGACGGAGGUACAGGAGGGGCAGCGGGAUUGGGAGGGGAGGGCCAGGGAGUGAGAGAGGCAGCAGGGGAUGGAGCAGGGGGGUCGGGAGGGUUGGGGGAGGGUAGAGAGGGGGAGGGGAGAGGACAGGUGGAUGGAGGAGAGGAGAGGGGGAGAGAGACGAUCGGAGAGGAGGCACCAAGGGACCAGACAGGGCAGCAGCCAGCGCAACAGCAGGGACCAGUCGGACGCACAGGCCGUGUAGGCACCGCCUCCCGCAUCCCAGACCUCACCUGCCGCGACGUUGGCCAGGUCACACCCCCUGCCCCCUCAUGCCAUCCGCUCCCCCCCGCCCCUACCCUCCGCGUGCCCGCUCCCUUGCCGCCUCUUUUGACCCUCCCUGCCCCCCCUCGCCGUUUCCCACCGCCCGCCAUUCGCUCCUCCCCGCCCGUGCGCUCCCCUCCUUUACCUUCUCCUCCCCCCUCCCCUCCUCUGCUGCACGCCUCUUCCUUCCCCUCGCCGACCCACUCCACUCCCUGCCCCUCCUCAAUCCGCACCCUGCCCCUCGUAUCUCGCCCCCCUAUGCUUGCUUCUCCCCUCCCUGCCCCUCCCUCCUCCCCGCCCUGCCCCUCAUUUUCCGCCCCCCCCCCACGCCCGGUUUCUCCCCUCCCCGCGCCUCCCUUUCUUUCUCCGUGCCUCUCCUUUGCUCCCUCCCUGCCCCCGCCUGCCCAUGCCCCUGUCUUUGGCUUCUCCCCUCCCUGCCCCACGUUUCUUCCCUCCCUGCCCCCCGUCUGCCCCUCCCUUGUUUUCCCCUCACCCAUUGCUUCUCUCCUCCCUGCCCUUGAUUUCCCACACCCCUGCCCUCGUUUCCUAUCAUCCAUGCCCCUCGUUUCCCCCCUUUGUACGUUCAGCCUCUUCCCUCCCUGCCCCUCCCUUCCUCCCCCCCUGCCCUUUGCUCUCCCCUCGUUACGCUCCCUUCUCCCCAUCCCUGCUGCCCUCUUACCACCAUCAGCCCAUCCCCACGACCAGCCCCCCUCCCACCCUUCAAUCCCCCCCUCCCUCUCUCUCUCUCUCUCUCUCUCUCUCUCUCUCUCUCUCUCUCUUUCUCACACACACACACACGCACACUCCCCUCCCCCACCCCCCCCACGUACAUCCUCCCAUUCUGCCCCUCCCUGCCCCUUUCCCACCCCCUCGCACGCCCCUCACCUCCCACCUCCGUGCAACUGGUUUCCCCCCUAUGGUGCCACCCUUGCAUCGCUCGCCCCUCUGCUCACCCUCUGCCCGCCCCUUUUCCGUGCCCUCAGUUGGCCCAGCCCCUGCCCGUUGCUGCCCCUCCCCUUGCCCCCUCAACUCCCCUGCCCCCCGUACACCCCAAGUCCCAUCCAACCGCCCCCACCCUCCCCCGGCUGCCCGUUUCCGCUCUCCACCCCCGCGACCGUGUGCGGCUUCCAACCGCCCAACGGUGGUGCGCACGGGGCGUUUCUUCGCAUGGGCAAGCCUCCCCGGGGGCCCCCCACCCCGCUGGGUCGUU
This is a messenger RNA of Closterium sp. NIES-65, 41528 nucleotides long. NCBI's taxonomy places the organism in Eukaryota, Viridiplantae, Streptophyta, Zygnematophyceae, Desmidiales, Closteriaceae. The record is from the annotation of a GenBank genome assembly.